AAACAUGUGUGACACUAAGCAUAGUUAAUUAAGGGGCACCGCCGCAAUUACAAAUAAUUAAUUACGAAAAAUUGAAUUGUUCUUAUAAUGAUAAAAAAUCGUUUCAUCUGUUCGUUCUUCCAGUUUCUCUCUCAGGCAUAGAUUCUCAGUUAUACUCUGAAGCAGCGGAAGUGAUGUUUAAGAACACAUUUCAAUCUGGGUUUCUUUCAAUUCUGUACAGCCUUGGGAGUAAGCCUUUGCAGAUUUGGGAUAAAGAAGUUGUCAACGGCCAAGUCAAGCGGUUGCAAGAUGACGACAUACAAUCUAAUGUGCUCGAAGUAGUUGGGUCCAACGUCCAGUCGACAUAUAUUACCUGCCCAGCUGAUCCAACUGCAACGCUUGGCAUCAAGCUACCGUUCUUAGUUAUGAUUGUGAAAAACAUGAAGAAGUUCUUCACAUUUGAAAUUCAGGUGUUGGAUGAUAAAAAUGUCCGCCGAAGAUUCCGAGCUUCUAAUUUUCAAGCUGUGACGAGAGUUAAACCUUUUAUUUGCACCAUGCCGUUGAAAUUGGACGAGGGAUGGAAUCAAAUCCAGCUCAACCUUGCCGAUCUCACUCGACGUGCAUAUGGAACCAACUAUGUUGAGACUCUGAGAGUUCAGGUUCAUGCAAAUUGCCGCCUCAGAAGGAUAUAUUUCUCUGAUCGCCUUUACUCUGACGAGGAACUCCCUCCAGAAUUUAAACUGUAUCUUCCCAUGCAGAAAUCCUGAAAGAGCUAUUGCGAACGUCGCUGCAUUAAUAGCGUUGGAGAUGGUUGGUGGUAAAACAGUUUCGUGGGGAAGUUGAAUACGCAGUUUGAUUAGUUGAGGGAAUUUGUCAGAGCAAACAAUUUUUAAGUAGUUGUGAUGGUUGCUAUUUUAUUUUGUGAUUGUGAACUCCGAUUGCAGAUUACCUCCAUGGUAAAUUUUACAAUUUCUGUGAUAAUGCUUCUUUAUAAAUCAAAUUUCGGAAGUGUGACAAUUUGUCCGUCCGUUUUUACAAGAAUCAUUAGUGAAACGAAGAUUUGGGUAACUUGAGCAAAGGGUUUUGAGACGCGUCCAAUAUGCUCUUCGGUCGAAGCAACUUGAACUCAAAUUUGAAAAUACUAAGCAACCCAGCUUCGUUUUUGUUCUCUCUUUAUUUGGUUGAUCCAGUCCGAAAUGUACAGUUAUAUGUGUUGAAUAUAAACCUAAAAUAUUGCUUUCUUG
This is a messenger RNA of Erythranthe guttata (spotted monkey flower), 1223 nucleotides long. RefSeq names its product cilia/flagella-associated protein (gene BUG22). The record is from RefSeq and is a predicted model, not a curated record. NCBI's taxonomy places the organism in Eukaryota, Viridiplantae, Streptophyta, Magnoliopsida, Lamiales, Phrymaceae.